AUGCUGACAAGUUCUCUUUCUCAGGCCGGUUACAUCAACUGGCGGAUGCGGGUUACUCUUAACGAUGGAAGGGCAAUGACCGGUCAGAUGCUUGCCUUCGACAAGCACAUGAACCUCGUACUUGCGGAUACGGAAGAGUUUCGACGCGUGAAGCGCAAGCAAAACAAGCCAUCUGCCCCCGGCGCAAGUGGUUCAGCUACCCAGACCAUCGAGUCAGAGGAGAAGCGAACUCUUGGCCUCACGAUCGUUCGAGGCGCUCAUAUUAUCUCCCUGUCCGUGGAGUCGCCUCCUCCCGCCGAUCCUAGCGCGCGACUAGGCAAGAGUGCUCCUGGUGGAAUUCCUUCUGCCUUGGCCGCUGGCCCAGGGGUUGCUCGUCCUGCUGGACGAGGAGCUGCACCUCCCUCCCUCGCAGGUCCUGCUGCUGGUGUUGGUGGUGCUCCCCCGCCUGGCUUCCCUGGUUUCCCUGGUGCUCCUGGAUUUCCUGGCCGUGGUGCCCCGCCUCCUGGCUUUCCUGGAAACUUCCCUCCUCCGGCUGGUUUCCCUGGAGGCGCUCAAUUCCCUCCUCCCGGGUUCAACCCUGGUGGUCCCCCACCGCCUGGAUUCCAGCCUCCUCCCCGAAGAUAG
Molecule: messenger RNA, 624 nt
Organism: Fusarium tjaetaba
Lineage: Eukaryota; Fungi; Ascomycota; Sordariomycetes; Hypocreales; Nectriaceae
Product: small nuclear ribonucleoprotein B and B
Exons: 5
Coding region: 1-624 (207 amino acids)
Biological process (GO): mRNA splicing, via spliceosome
Cellular component (GO): U5 snRNP; catalytic step 2 spliceosome; cytoplasm
Molecular function (GO): RNA binding
Source: RefSeq, a predicted model, not a curated record